CUCACCGGCAGAUAGACUCGGCUUCCAACUUUUAUACAAUUACCAUACCGAAUCUUUCAUCGCCCAAUUGGCCCGAAUCCCACCACUGGGCAACCCCCCCUCAGAGACCUUUUCAACACCACCCACAUAUACAUCACCAAUUUCCACCAAAGCCGAGAAGAAGAAAAAAGCACAGAAAACAAUGGAUCUGCGCACUCUCUUCGUCCGCCCAGCAUCCCAGCUGCUCACCCCCCUCCGCCUCCUCGCCUCCUCAAAAGCAAUCGCCGCUCCUCUCCCUCUGAUACCCUCGCGCGGCCACAAAACCACCAGCCGCACCAAGCGCGCCCUCAAAAUCGCCCCUCACGACUCCUUCCUCCCGUCGCGCACCUCUUCCGCCGCCGCCGCAGCAGCAGACUCAAUCAUCUACAACCCGCCCUCAUCAGAGGCGACGCCCGAGCACACGCCCUUCAUCUUCCUCCCGCGCAACGACCCCCGCCGCCAGGCCAUCCUGCGCCUCCGCAGCAGCGGCAACGAUCCUACCACCUACAACAGCAGCGUGACGGCAGAGAGCGACUUACCCCCAGAGAUGCGCUACAAGCGCCGCCAGCCAAAGUACAACCUCACCAAGGAGCACAUUGAGGAGAUGCGCCGCCUGCGCGCCGAGGACCCGCUGGCGUGGAGCGUGCAGAAGCUGGCCCGCAAGUUUGAGUGCUCGACUGUCUUUGUGCAGAUGGCUGCGCCGGCGCCGGCCGAGCAUUUGCAGUGGCUAAAGGCAAAGAUGGAGAAAAAGAUGGAGAGGUGGGGGCCCAAGAGGACGCAGGCGAGGGAGGAUAGGAAGACGAGGGCGGAGAUGCUGUACCGGGGAGAGUUAUAAGCAUGGCAUUUUGCAUGAGCGAUUGGGACUGGAAGAUUGAAAGAAAUAAAGCAUGUACGAGAGAAGAGGGGAUUUUGUGUGUAAGAAGAAAGCAAGAAUCAAUGGACAUGUGGAUAAAUGUCAAAAUGAGGGCAACGUUGGUAUACAUAAAGGAAGGCGGGCAUGAAGAGGAUAAAAAAGGGAACUGAGCGUGGUGUACGAUAUACAAAGCUUCAGAGAACAAAUUCAUGACGAGACAUGCAUCAUACAUGGUAUAUUAGAAAAAAAUGUUUUGAGUGAG
Molecule: messenger RNA, 1133 nt
Organism: Trichoderma atroviride IMI 206040
Lineage: Eukaryota; Fungi; Ascomycota; Sordariomycetes; Hypocreales; Hypocreaceae
Product: mitochondrial 54S ribosomal protein mL58
Cellular component (GO): mitochondrial large ribosomal subunit
Molecular function (GO): structural constituent of ribosome
Source: RefSeq, a predicted model, not a curated record